This is a messenger RNA of Dichotomopilus funicola, 306 nucleotides long. RefSeq lists its product as uncharacterized. The coding region runs from base 1 to 306 and encodes 101 amino acids. The record is from RefSeq and is a predicted model, not a curated record. The transcript has a single exon. NCBI's taxonomy places the organism in Eukaryota, Fungi, Ascomycota, Sordariomycetes, Sordariales, Chaetomiaceae.
AUGAAACUCCUCCUCCUCACUCUCCUCUCCCUCCUCUCCCUAACCACCGCCUUCGUCCUCCCCAACCCUCUCAACGCCGCUCUCAACCUUGCAACCCGCGAUCCUCACUCUACCCGCACUAGCAACGAGCACGACCACGGUGAGGUGCACAGACGCAAAUGGCGCAAGUGCAAGUACAACUGCAAUAACUACUAUCACAACAACAAUAACAACCACCAUAAUGCUGGGGUGGUUGUGGGGCCGAGUAUGGGGAUGGGAGUGGGCGUAGUGGUUGUUGGGAUUAUGGGGGUUUGGGUUGGCGUGUAG